Molecule: messenger RNA, 505 nt
Organism: Bubalus bubalis (water buffalo)
Lineage: Eukaryota; Metazoa; Chordata; Mammalia; Artiodactyla; Bovidae
Product: cytochrome c oxidase subunit 7C, mitochondrial
Exons: 1
Coding region: 92-283 (63 amino acids)
Biological process (GO): mitochondrial electron transport, cytochrome c to oxygen
Source: RefSeq, a predicted model, not a curated record
GCAAGGUCGUGAGGCAAGGAGCGGUAGUUUUGCAGCCGCCAUUUCUUCCGCCUCCGGUCUCUGGAUCUUUUGUAGAGCGUCCAACAGCGCUAUGUUGGGACAGAGCAUCCGGAGGUUCACAACCUCAGUGGUUCGUCGGAGCCACUAUGAGGAGGGUCCAGGGAAGAAUAUACCAUUUUCAGUGGAAAACAAGUGGAGAUUACUAGCUAUGAUGACUUUGUUCUUUGGGUCUGGAUUUGCUGCACCUUUCUUUAUCGUCAGACACCAACUGCUUAAAAAGUAAUCCAUGAGACAGAUAGGAAGAGGAGCAUAUUAAGAGGUGCAGUCUCUUAAAAGGAUCAAUCCCUUGAACUCAGCAUCCUAGAUGUUUGUAAAUAAACUUAUAGCAUAAAUCCUUAAUGCCUCUUCUCUGAAAUAUGGAACAUGAUAAUUGAACAUGUGCUUACAUUUUGUUUGGGUAAUAUUGCAUUAUUAGUUUCUUAAUAUGUAUUUGAUUUAGCUUGUU